Molecule: messenger RNA, 1973 nt
Organism: Eupeodes corollae
Lineage: Eukaryota; Metazoa; Arthropoda; Insecta; Diptera; Syrphidae
Gene: zyd
Product: sodium/potassium/calcium exchanger 3
Exons: 8
Coding region: 91-1581 (496 amino acids)
Biological process (GO): intracellular calcium ion homeostasis; calcium ion transmembrane transport
Cellular component (GO): membrane
Molecular function (GO): calcium, potassium:sodium antiporter activity; calcium channel activity
Source: RefSeq, a predicted model, not a curated record
UACAUACACAAGACCAAAUUAAAAAAAAAUCACUAUUUACCUAGCAAUUUUUUGAAAAGUCCGUUGCCGCAGUUUAGUAGUGGCCACCGUAUGGCAAACAUGGAAGACUAUUGGGGUCUCAGUAGAACCACUGAAAUAAACUGUACACAACCCGCCAUAGAUGAUUUCCCCAGAGAUUUGUUUACAGAGGCGCAAAGACAGUCCGGUGCUGUAGUACUUCAUGUGAUAGCCAGUUUAUAUUUAUUUCUAGCAUUAGCUGUAGUAUGUGAUGAAUAUUUCGUACCUGCAGUCGAAAAAAUCUGCGCGGCGCUUAAUAUGUCAAAUGAUGUUGCGGGAGCAACUUUUAUGGCAGCUGCAACAUCCGCCCCAGAAUUGUUUGUCAAUGUAAUAGGUACAUUUAUCACAGAAGGUGAUAUUGGAGUUGGAACUAUUGUUGGUUCAGCAGUCUUCAAUAUAUUAGCUGUUGCAGCGUGUUGUGGUAUUGGGGCGGGAAUGACGAUACCUCUAGAUUGGUGGCCACUAACCAGAGAUAGUAUUGCUUAUGGAAUCACAGUGGCCAUUUUAAUUUGUGUAAUGCACGAUGAACGAGUAGAAUGGUAUGAAGCUCUCAUACUGGUAUCAUUGUACGCAGUUUAUUUGGCAGUUAUGUAUUUCGAUAAAACAUUUCAAAAGUGUGCAAAAGGUGGUGUCGAACACGCAAGAACACGCAGUAGAUCUUCAAACAGCAGUAUACAGAUAAAAGCAAGCAAUGAAAAGGACCCAGAAAUCGUUGAAAACCGCAUUUGCCACAACAUAUCAACUAUUCAACUGAACGGUGGUGUCAACAAUGAACCGCCAAAAUUACAACCAACUUCCGGUCAAACAUCAAACCAAAUUUCAACAGUUGAAGUAUCAGAAGUAGAAUCAUCUCAAGAAGAAGAAGAGGAAGAGCGUUACUCAUUGAUUCACUGGCCUAAGGGCAAGAGCUGCUUUGCCCAAUUUACCUGGCUUAUUAUUUGGCCAAUACAUCUUUUGUUUUAUAUUGCAAUACCCGAUUGCAAACGAGCGAAAAACAGCAAAAUAUUUCCAGUAACUUUUAUGAUGUGCAUUGUUUGGAUUGGAUCGCUGUCAUAUGUUGUUGCUUGGAUGAUAACUAUAAUUGGUGAUACGUUAAAGAUUCCCGACUCAGUAAUGGGAAUAACAUUUUUGGCAGCAGGCACUAGUGUCCCAGAAGCAGUUUCAAGUGUGAUUGUAGCCAAGCGAGGACAUGGCUCAAUGGGAAUAUGUAAUUCAAUCGGCUCAAAUACAUUUGACAUUCUGCUAUGCCUUGGUGUUCCAUGGCUCAUCAAAGCUGUCUUCUUUCCAAUACAACCAGGUCAAAAUUUCGUCGGAAUCAAUUCGGCAGGAUUAGAAUAUUCAGCUAUUACACUUCUAUCAACAUUAUUUUUGCUAUACAUAACAUUUUCGUGUAACAAAUUUAAACUGGACAAGAAAGUGGGAAUGGCAUGCCUCGUCAUGUAUUUGGUAUUUUUAGUGUUUGCCUCAUUAAUAGAAUUAAACGUUUUCUUCCGAGUGAAUCUGCCAACUUGUGGACGAACUUAAAGCUCAUAAUUUGGCCUUCAUUUAAUAAGCAUUCUGUAGAACAAAAUUUUUGUUUGUUCGUUUUAUUUGGUAUUGAGAUGUUAAUUUUUUUUUUUUUAGAUUAGUUCUCAAUAGUUAAGGCCUUAUCAAUUCUAUGCAUCCUUACUUUUUAUUUCUACUUUCUGUUAUUUUAGUUUCUUUUUGUUGUUGUUGGUUUGUUUAUAAUAUAAUAUGUAGUUGUAAUUAUUGAUUUUUGUAUAUCAGUGUAAACCAAUUACAACUUUAAAUACACAUAGAAUAGAACAAUACAUAUAAAAUUGAUAAGGCAGUAAAAAGAAGAUUGUAAAAUGUAAAUAUUUUUAUCACAUAUUUUUUGUGAAGCAAAAAAUAAAAAAUGGAAAAAACAAACAAAA